This is a messenger RNA of Cottoperca gobio, 4358 nucleotides long. It is a transcript of the gene nktr, whose product is annotated as natural killer cell triggering receptor. NCBI's taxonomy places the organism in Eukaryota, Metazoa, Chordata, Actinopteri, Perciformes, Bovichtidae. Gene Ontology annotation, biological process: protein peptidyl-prolyl isomerization; protein folding. Gene Ontology annotation, cellular component: cytoplasm; mitochondrion. The record is from RefSeq and is a predicted model, not a curated record. Gene Ontology annotation, molecular function: cyclosporin A binding; peptidyl-prolyl cis-trans isomerase activity.
UCUAAAUAUGCUGUACAUUGUCACCCAGAGUGUGAUUACAAUGGGGGUGAAAGACCGCCCUCAGUGUUACUUUGAUGUGGAGCUCAACCGGGAGCCAGUUGGGCGAAUAGUCUUUCAACUCUUUUCGGAUGUUUGUCCCAAGACAAGCAGAAACUUUCUGUGUUUGUGCACUGGUGAAAAGGGAACCGGCAAAGUCACAGAGAAAAAGCUGUGCUACAAAGGCUCCACGUUUCACAGAGUUGUAAAGAACUUUAUGGUCCAGGGAGGCGACUUCACCGAAGGAAAUGGAAGAGGAGGAGAGUCCAUAUUCGGAGGCUACUUCGAAGAUGAGAACUUCCUUCUCAAACACGACAAAGCCUUCCUGUUGUCGAUGGCCAACCGUGGGAAGGACACCAACGGUUCACAGUUCUUCAUCACAACCAAGGUGGCGCCUCAUCUCGAUGGAGUCCACGUCGUCUUCGGUCUGGUCAUCUCCGGCUUUGAGGUGAUAAAGAAGGUGGAGGGGCUGAAGACUGAUUCAGCCAGCAGACCCUACGCUGACGUGAGAGUGAUGGACUGCGGACAACUUAUCACUAAGUCCGCUAACGAUGUACUUGAAGGCAAGAGGAAAAGAACCUCUCAUUCUGCUGACUCGUCCCUCAAUUCCCAAGACUCGUCCUCUCAGUUCUCGUCUUCGUUUGGAUCUGAAUCAGACGAACAGCACAAACAUCACAAGCACAAGAGACAAGCGAGGAGUAAACGGUCUAAAAGGAAAAGGAGGGAAUCAAAGGAGAAGAACAUUGAUGUUCUACCCUCCAAGCAAAGCUCUCCCAGUCCUGUGGAAAGUGAGAUUCUGCAGGGAGACAUUGAAGCGGAGGGAGAGAAGGAGCCGAGUGGGAGGAGAGAGAAGCUCGUCGUCCGACCGGAGGAAAUCCCACCGGUGCCGGAGAACCGCUUCCUGCUGCGACGGGACAUGCCAUCUCAGGAAGUUAAAACAGAGAUAGUCGAGAAAGAAGAAACGUCUCUUUCAACUGAACCGAAACCAGCAGUCUCUAAGUCCGGACGAAAGAUCAAAGGCAGAGGAACAAUGAGAUAUCACACCCCAACAAGGUCUAAAUCACGCUCUGCAUCGGUGGAAGAACGUGGUAGCAGUGAAACUCCGCCGCACUGGAAAGAAGAGAUGAAGAGAACCAAAGUUUAUCAACCGCCGAGCAUCGAGAGAUGGACCAAAGGAGACAAAUUGAAUGACCAUUCCUCAAGCAGAUGGGACAACAGAAGCGACUCUGCAUGGUCCCGGUCUCCACCACACUCUUCAGACCGCAGCUCUGAGAGGUCCAGCCUGCACCGCCAACAGAAAAAAGAGAAGAAGAAAGCCAAACACAAGAAAAAGGCCAAAAAAGGGAAACGUGGGAAGAAGAAGAGCUCCAAGAACAAACCUCAAGAGCCUUUACCGUCAGUGGGUGACAGGCCAGUGUCUUCAGAAAGAAAGUCCAGAAGAUCCCGCUCUCCAUCCCGCUCCUCGUCAAAUCAGCAUGAUUCGUCAACUCGAAGGAGACGGCGGUCCUCGCUAUCUUUCAGAGUCUCACGGUCCUACUCUAGAUCCUACGCAUCCAGUCAGUCAAGAUCUAGAGGGAGGUCUAGGUCUUAUUCAAGAUCAAGAAGCCUUUCUAGGUCUAGAAGUCGGUCUUUGUCUAGAUCCAGAUCUCAAUCCUACUCUAGAUCCCGAUCAAGAUCCAGGUACAGAUCUAGGUCUUUGUCUCCAUCCAGAAAGAAGAGUUCAUCCAGAUCCCCAAGAAAGAGGAAAUCCAGAAAGCCAAAAGCUGACGCCAUGAUGCCCAAGAAGCUUCCAGACAGCAAAGUCACGCCUGUCCCCAGACUCCCGAGUGUCCCGGCUCCUGAAAUUGCCCCUGUGAUCCCAAUGAGCGACAGUCCCCCUCCCUCGCGCUGGAAACCCGGUCAAAAGCCCUGGAAGCCCUCUUACAUCCACAUUCAGGAGAAUAAAGUGAAAGUAGCUCCCAGCUUCUCCACUGGACAAACAGUCGGUAGUGUUACAGAAAAAGCUCAGACUUCCGCUACACCAAAGUGUCUGCCGGGUGACAAACCUGCGGGGCUCUCACACAGCAGGUCCUCUAGAAGCAAGUCCUACAGUCGCUCAAGGAGCAGAAGUUAUAGUCGGUCAAGAUCCCCUCAUCAGUACAACAGCAGGUCCUCCUCCUGCAGCAGAUCAGACUCUGAAAACUCCCAGAAAACAUGUAGCAACAAGAAGAAUUCACUAGACAAGGAAUGGAAAGAGUAUUACAGCUCUCUGAGGAGGGUAAAAAAUGUAGAUAAGUACAUUUCACUCGACAGUACUCAAGAUGUUCAGUCGGGAUCGGAGAAGAGGGCAGGCUGUGAAAAUAGUCCGGAUAUCAGUGUCUCAAAGACAAAUGUGUCACAGGAUCAGGAGACGAAGCAGUGCAGCUCAAUGCCGGCGGAGUGCUUUAAUAGCAGGUGUGAAUGGGAUAGUGACAGUGAUAGAGUGAGCCAAAGCAAUAGUGCUGCCUUGUCUAAAAAGCAGAAACAAGCGGUUCAGUCUAGUGAAUCUGUUGACAAGAAGUUGUCCGCUCUUACUGCUUGGAAUUCAGAAAGCGAUUCAGAAAAUAUAGCCUCCAGGAUAUUGGCUAUAUCUGAAAAAGAGGAAGGAGAGGCUAGUUCAGAAUCAGAAUAUGAGACUUCCAGGAAGACGUCAGAGGCUGUGGUUGCGCUGGCACCCAAGAUUUCUGCUGCUGCUGCUUCUGUCCGGCCAGAGAAAAGUCCCGAGAAGGCAGCAGAACCAGAGAAGCACAAGAGCAAGAAGAAGGCCAAACGUAAGCAUAAACGCAAAAGAAGAAGAGAGAGCAGUAAGGACAAAGGAAAGAGAUCGAAGAGGAAACAUCAGAAGCUCAAAGAGACUUUUCACUGGCAGCCUCCUUUGGAGUUCGGAGAGGAGGAAGAGGAGGAUGAAUCAAAACGAGAGAAACAUAGUCCUGGUAGAGUUGUCAAAGAAAGGCCUGGGGUAGACGGUAUGAAUGAAAAACUAACCUCUUUAAACAAGAAUCCUAAACAAGAAAAGAAGAGGGUGCAACAGAGAGCAAAGGAAUGUAUCAACAAAAACCCAAAACACACUGAAUCUCAUCUUCAGACAUCCAACAGGAACGGUGCUGAUUGCCCCGGUAUCACAGAGCAACAGUCUUUAGAUGAUAUGGACAUUUGUACCCCCGAGCAUGAGGCUGAGAUUGUAGAACCUCAAGUUACACAGUUGAAUAACGCCGCGGGGUUAACACUAAAAUCUACCUCAAAGUCUUUAGAGAUGCCAAGUGGAGAUGAUGCUUUACCUCAUAGCAGAGAACCGCCUUCUCUUACCUCCACGGCAGCUGCUGGACUGCAAGACGAAUCCACCGGCAAACCUACUGGCACUGCGGUUCAUUUCAAAUGGAGGCCUUUGAAAGGAAUGUCUGCUCUACAGAACGUGAAUGUGCCGCCCGUCACCGCAAAAACCGCCCACCUUCAAGAGAGCCAGAACACCAACGCGCAGGGCGUGAGAAUGGAGAUAAAAAGCCAAAGCCGAGUCCGACCGGGAUCUCUGUUCGAUGAGGUUCGUAAGACGGCGCGGCUAAACCAGAGGCCGAGGAACGAGGAGAGCUCCAGCGAGGAGAGAUCCCCGUCUGUGGGAAAUACACGGGGGACGUCUCGCGCGCGGUCCCCGAAGAAGAAGUCACGCUCCGAUCCCAGCCACCGGUCCCGCUCCAGAGGCUGGUCCCACUCCUCCAGCAGGUCCAGGAGUAGAUCCCGCAGCUCCAGCUACUCCUCCAGGAGCCGUAGUAGGAGUCGGAGGAGACGGGGAAGAGGGCGGUCCCGCUCUCGUAGCACCACAUAUCGAACUUACAGGAGUCACAGUCGGACGUACAGUAGAAGUCAUUCCAGGAGUCGCUCGUAUAAUCGCCGUCGGAGAUCGAGGUCAGACUCCUAUGACAGUUAUUCCAGUCGGAGUCGCAGUGCGAGCAGGAGACGCGGGCGCAGACGAAGUGACAGCUACAGGAGCUCGCACCGCCGAUCCCGGUCGUACCGUUCCUCCAGCCGCAGCUCUUCCAGGCGCAGUCACAGCCGCAGCAGCCGGUACAGUUGAGCCUCGGGCAGGUUGUCGCCUUUAAUUUGGCUAAAAAGAAACAAAAAAAAACGCUAAGUCUGGACACUGUGCACGCACAAAAGCAAUUACCGUUAUCAUCACAGAUCAGCAACUAAAGCUCCAGGAGGGAAGCGUUGUAUUCCACCUUGUUAACAGUUUAAUUAUGUACUGUAUGGCAGUCUUUAAGGAAACGAAUGUUGUAGAAUGUAAAUAAAUAAACCACUUCACAAACUUA